UUAAAAUCACCAUUUUUGAAAAGAAUAUUGCUGUUUUUCAAUAAAUUAAUGUGUUCGAAGUUCGGGUUGCCGCAUUCCGUAGAAUCUAUUGUCUCGCUCUUACUCGCUUAUUUAAUCUUGCUUUCUCGCUUACUCUUUGUAAAUUCCACUUGUUCCAUUCGUUCUGACAUUCAAACAUUCAUUCAAAAAUCAGCUGUCAAUUCAAUGCACUUCACUUCACUCACAUGUCAUUGUUUUGGUUUUGCUUGUAUCAAAGGCGUGUAUUAAUCGUACUUAUCAUACUGUUUUCGUGUUUUCCUUGAUACGCCCAAAGAUCCUUUUUACAUGUUUAAGUUUUGCACGUAGAAUAAUGUAAAUAAGUUUAUCUAAUUAUGGGAAAAUAUAGUUAUGAAUAAUGCCUGUCAAAGUAGUAACAGCUGAUUUCUGUAGCAGAGGCAGAGGUGCAAUAAUAAAAUAAAAAACACUGCAAUAGUGAUUAGUACUUAUCGAUUGUGAUUCGUUGUGAUAUGAUAUAGUUUGUCAAAAUGCUUCAUUAUAUUCUGAUAAUAUUAUACAUUUGUGCUUCUAUAAACGCUGAAGAAGUUCAAGAAUCAACAUUUAUAAUAUCCUUAAACAACACAUAUUCCAAUGACGAGCUCUACAGCAGCGUAAUUGAUAUAAAAAACAAAUCUAAAACCCACUUUCAAUUCACUGAUGUUAAUAAAAACAUCUCCUUCAUUGUCUUACAAGCACAUAGUCAUCUAUACAACAUAACUAUGCGGAAUGAAACAUGUUUCAACGAUAACAAGUCAAAUCAUACCUGUGAGAUAUUAACUGGGACGAACUUAGGUUUAUUCAGCACAACACCUAUAUCUGACAUGUCGGUGACUAAUUUGAAUGAAAAGGAUUUGAAAAUAUUAAUAGCGGUCCAUGGAUACAUUUAUGAUGAUCCAGUACCCGGCGGUUGCAAUUUAGAAGGCCCCAUAGAAACACCGCCAUUCGUUUCAACAAAUACAUCACCUUACAGAGACUACAUUAGCGUAACCGCUCCAGCGCCUAGCCCUAGCUUAGCUCCCGAUAUGUGCGAACAAAGUUUCAAUAGUUUAACAUUCUACAGAUUAUACUUGCCUGAAAGGGAUUUUAGUAUGGACUCGUACUUCGGGGGAAUAAAAGCUAUGAUGAGCUAUCCUAGUGUUUUGGAGUAUGGUGAAGAGAUACCCGAAACUCAUCGAUCAAACGUCCGCCGUACUAUGAGCGCGUACCCCGGGACAGGGGCAGUAUUCGUCGCAGUAGCACUGUUUAUGAGUUAUAAUGGCACUGAAAAUCCAACACCGCGGUGGUCUAUAUAUGUACCCACUGUUACGUAUGUCUGCUCGCCUUUGGUGGAGGACGACUGCCUAUUGCUCGGUGAUCUGCUAUCCCAAGUCCUUUGCGCGUCUCUCCUCUUCGUGGGCCUGUUUGUGUGCUACUUUGGGCACAAGUUCUUCAAGACGGAGAUGUUCAUGUUCGGGAUGCUGAGCGGAGUCAUCAUUACUUACAUACUGAUCUCGCUAAUUGCUGAGAUGGAGCAAGCCCCUCUGAUUGCUGCAUCGUUUGUCUCCGGGAUCCUGUUCGGUUUCAUCUGGCUGACGUUCUGGUGGUUCUACGGCAUUCCUGUGUUCUCCGUGCUUCUGGUCACCCUGUCUUUCGGCUUCUUUGCUGCUUGUGUCCUGUACCAUCAAAUUCCGGGUGGCUUGACAAUGCUGCUUGAAGACCUAAACUUCUGGACCCUUUUCAUCCUGGUGAUGCUCCUGACAGCUGUCAUUCUGACACCAGCUACGUACCCAGCGAACAUCCUCUGUUGCGCUGUGCUUGGCGCGUACGCGGCUAUAUACCCUAUUGACUACUGCUUAGGGUCCAAUUUGAAGUACAUCAUCAUUAACACUGUGAGACGAGCUACUGUUGACAAAUUUCACUAUGCUGUGCUGGCGCCGCCUUUUGAGAAAAAUGAUGCCCUGAUAAUUCUCCUAUGGGUGAUGCUGGCCGUAACUGGAUUUCUGUUCCAACACUACCACAACCGCGGGAAGCCCCCCUUCCCUCCCCCGCCGAGGAACAUUCGAGAGAGCCCCGAGGGUUACGGCUCUAUCACCCCUUACACACGUUUGAGUGCUGCUUCGGAUCCACCUCUGCGGUCCACAGGCAACCUUACAAGCAACGAAAACACCUCUUUACUGGCCUAAAAUAUAUGCCAAUAGGUAUAUGUCAUUCUUAAAGCUUAUUUUCAUAUAUCCUUAUUUGAUAAUUAUCGCUAUUUGAUCUCGCCUUUGAACGUAACAAAAUAUGUAUGUUUAACCUAUGAACUGCGUGGAGUCUCUAUUAUUUCCCAUAUAGUUCUAAGUCAUAAUGUAUUGUUUGCCACAUUUUCGUUAGUCAUAAUUUGGUUUUUCUCAGAAACGCGUAACUUUUCAGGAUUGCCAUAAAACAAACCUAACCUAACCUAUCUAUAGGAUAACCUGAAGAAAAUCCUGAAAAACUAAUGGUUUCAGAAUUACGACUAAUGAUAAUAUGACAAUCAUUACAUUAUGACUUUCAAUAAAAUUUUGCCAAAAACACUAAUAUGUAAUAGGUAUAUUAGCAAUAGUACAUUAUGAUACAAGUGUGCUAAGUUGGUCAUUACACACGAGGCGAUAUUGUGCGCGCGAGCUGUAAGCGAGCGCUCAAUAAGAAAGCCGAUGUGUGUAAUGACCAAUGCACACGCGUUUCAUACGACGUUUUUCAACACACUUGCGAGAAAAAAAAGAAACUUUCAUAUUAAUCAAAUUUUAAUAGCUAAAACAUUUAGUAUUGUGUGUUGCAUCUGUCAUACUCGUACUGCCGGCCGGCCCUCGCUCGCCGGCUCAAGAGGAGCGCGCCGGUGCCCGCCAGUCCGACCAAUUAAAGAAGGCUCCCUUUCCAUGCAUAUUAUUAGCAAUUAGUUAGCUUCUUAACUCAGUCGGAUAAUAUAAUGAAAAAGCACGAGUGGAAUAAUACACUGAAAGAGCACGCGUGUUUAAUAUCUAGGAUUAUGAGCCAAAAAUCGGUGAAAUAAAAACGUCGUUUUGAGCAAGUGUGUUGAAAAAGACUUUAUUAUUACCUACAGUGGGUAUUGUAUUGAGUUAGGUUAUCCCCACCUAUCGAUGCAGAAUGGCAUAAGCCGAUUGAAAAAAGCUUUUAAGUCUGCACAAUAACACCUAAAAAGACGGUUUUUGUAUUUUGAAAAGUUUUUUUAACAAAACAAUUACAAAAUAUUUAGAACACAACGGAUAACCGUUAACUCAAGUAUAAACUCACUUGUAUUUUUAGUCGCUAUUACAUAAAUAAUAAUUACAACAACAAAUAAAAAUUAAUUAACUAAAUAAUUUCUUUAAAUAUCUUAGUUCUUACUGCAUAAGCAAGUAUAUUUUACGUUACGAUUCUAUGUAGUAUAACCUUUUUAAGGUUAAAUUUUAUUUAUUUACUGUAAUAAUAUGUUAAAAAGGCUAAAGCGCAAAAUUGCAAAUAUCUUUAAAUUAUGGAAAAUUUGGUAUUUUUGUAUUGUUUUGUUUUACUACUAAAUUUUAUUCCUAGUGUUACCAAAUAUUUUAAAUCUUUAAGACUGUUGUCAUUUGUGAUAAAAUAUAUGUAUGUAUGGUUGUUAGAAAUAAUGUACAUAUAACCAAAUCAGUUACAUUGUCCAUAGUUAUUAAAACCUUAACCAUACAUUUUUGAGGAGUAAGUCAUCGGUUCAGAGGUUUAGGCGUGAAGAGGUAACAGACAGACACACUUUGGCAUUUAUAAUAUUAGUAUGGAUGGAUAUUGAUCUUAGCACUCAUUUUUUUUAUACUACGUCGGUGGCAAACAAGCAUACGGCCCGCCUGAUGUUAAGCAGAUCACAUUUCACAUUAUUUCUAUUAUUGAUGGUAUUGGUGUUAUAAAAAUCCUUAGCUGAAAAUAUCUUUUAUUUAUUUUACUUUUAUGUAAGUUUACUUUAUUUAAGUUUAAGUUAACCAGACCGUGUAUAAUAUAUAUUUAUUUAAUAUAUAUUUGUUUAGACCGUGUAUUUAAUACCCUGCAUUUGUUGAAUAAACACAAAAAAAAACUGAAAUCCCAAUCCAUUUAAAAAUAAAGAAUUGGCACUAUAGCAAAAGAUUAGCCAUUCAAAUCAAACGCAGUUUGAGGGAUGGACAGACAACAUCUAAACCAAUUAUGUGCGUAGAUAAUCUGAAUUGUUUGACAGAGGGGCUGCGUGUUUCGGAUAGAAUUCCAUUAGGGUGCCGGCUCAGAACUAGUGUAAUGCACAAAACACAAAUCAUCUCUACUGGGGGCCUAGUCAAGAUGAUAAUCACAGAUUUAUUAUAUACGCUAGAUGACGCAAAUACCACGAUUUGUAUUCAAACCAAGCGUGCCGACUUUUUCAUACAAAAUUUAUAAGUAAUAUAAUUUUAAAAUUACAUAUCUGUGAUAGGAAAUAUGUUCCUGCCUUUGGGUGCUCGCAAUUUUUGGGCUUUUGCAGUUAAUUAUCAUGCAACGAAGCAUUUAAGUUUUCACGGACGUCCGGCUGCAACAACUGAUGCGCGUGGACUGUAAAGAGCGACGGUCAACCUCGACGCUUGGUCGGGGUUCGGACACGCGAAGUAGAUGCACUUGCGUCUUCUAUGGUAUAUUUAUUUCCGUGAUGACAAUUAUACAACAAACGCGUAAUAGUCACGUGACUAUUACCAUAUUAUUAGUUUCAGUCACUUGGCUAGUCCCCCUAAUAUGCCGAAAAAAAAAGUUUCCAAGAUUUCGAAAUAUCCACAUGGAAUAAUUUCGGAAAAAUCUCAUAUGGGGAACGUAAAUCUUUGUAUUUUUGUGUAGUUUUCAAGCAAAAUGGCAUGCAUUGUGAAUUGAUCAGGUGGUAGCAGUAAAUGAACAGUCAGCUGCAAAGAGAGGUGACCCUCAUCGACUAUCGUCAAUGUACCUUUUGACUGAAAACGUCACAUUUUAGUUAAAGUUUUAAAUAAUGGUUGUUAUUUAAUGAUUGAGUGUUCUCUGUUAUUCGCUGUAUACUUUAAACGCAUGUUAUUUAUAUUUUUUGUCAUUGUUGAAUAUAAAAUGUUAACAUUAUGGGUACAUUCUGAAUCUUAAUCUGAAAUAUCUGUAUUCGACCUACUAAUCAUACUGUCCAGCCCAGAUUUUUAUUAUAUCUCUAAGUUUGUGUGUUGAAGUAAUUCUAUUUUUAUUCAACCAUUGAUAUAGGUGAUACUUUACUAUAUACUAGACUAUAUUGAAUCAUUUUCUACUGUACUAACAGUAAGCAAGAUGCCUUGGUAAGAUUUGUAGUAGCGUGUGUUGCUGAAGUGUGAAGUGCUUCUGAAGUAACCCUAAUGCACCUUAAAUUGAAUGUUCCCAUAUAUUUACAGUUGUGUAUUAAGUUUUAUUUACCGUUCACCUACUAGAUAGGCUAUUCAAACUCAAUUGCUAAUUCAAUAAAUUAUUUUUCUAUAA
Messenger RNA from Cydia strobilella, 5463 nucleotides. Its product is annotated as transmembrane 7 superfamily member 3-like. Gene Ontology annotation, biological process: negative regulation of programmed cell death. Lineage: Eukaryota; Metazoa; Arthropoda; Insecta; Lepidoptera; Tortricidae. The coding region runs from base 525 to 2198 and encodes 557 amino acids. The record is from RefSeq and is a predicted model, not a curated record. Gene Ontology annotation, cellular component: plasma membrane. The transcript has 9 exons.